AUGGACCAUGACGCUUCCGGUGUGUCGGAAGGAAGCUCCAGGUCCAUUUCACCGAGUAGUAGGCCAGAGUCCCUACAAGAUGGAGAGCCAGCACGCGUUAUUGAGGCGGCAUCCGCUCAACCGCCGCAGAUAAUGGAUACGGCAGCGGAUAUUGGCAUCACCGCAUCGAUUGCGCAACAACCAAUUGAGCCUCAAGCACAGACAGAACCGCAGCAGGAUCCAGAAACUAUAGACCGGGACACGAGUGCGUCUGGGCCGACAAGUCCCGCCCAUGCAGGGAACCGUUCAGCUUCGCGCAAUGGGUUUCCCGAACCGCCAGUCAACGAGACGGGCGGCGGCUCAAACCAGGCGGCUCAGACAGGCGGACCGGCGGAUUAUGAUCUUAUCGACAACCCUCCAAACCUUGCACGGAUUCGUCAAGUUCUGUUUGAGUGCAGAGAACCUAUCGAAAUUAGCCUACAGGAAUUCGAAACUUACUGGCCAUUUAUCGAUAACGUUUGGGUGAAACAGAGGUCCAACUCGAGCAAAGAAGGACACUGCACCACCGACUACUAUAUGUGCCGCUUGCGACGCCCAACGCACCGUAGCUCGGAUUCACGGCCGCUGCCGGAAGGCAAGCGGCCUCGGAAGAAAAGAGUUCGCGAAGGCGGACUCUGCAACUUUCAGAUCAAGGUUGUCAGGUUCGAGGGGGCGUACUCGACUGUCACUAUCUCUAGAACCCCGGGCAGCAGCCACGAACACGCACAUGACCUCGAUUAUAUUGACAAGGUAAAGCGAAAUUCAGGGCUGAUGGAAUUCGCCAGAAGAGAGGCGAGCAAGGGUUAUCUACCUUCCUCUAUUUACACCAAGUUCCGCGAAGAGCCUGGAAAGCUCAUCGAGGCAGGAGGGAAGUUUUGUACUGUUACAGAUAUCCGAAAUGUGUCUGCAAAGUGGCGGCUACAGAACCCAGAGGUGAAGCUUGUGCCACAUGAGGGCUACGAAUACCAAAAAGGGCAUGGCAUUGUGAGGACUCGACCAGAGAGUGAUUACAGCGACUCGACCGCUCCAAAACUUCCGCCCGUACCGCCAGACACCCUACCUUUUCCUCAGUUCCCACUGAAUUUCCUCGAGCCCUAUCUCCCGAGGAAAAACGAAAGACGCGAAUUUCCCCACGUUACACUAUCUUACGCUUCGUCUAUGGAUUCGAAAAUCUCCCUCUUGCCCGGAAUGCAAACCGUGCUAUCCGGACCAGAGGCUAAACUAAUGACUCACUACCUACGAUCGCGUCACGAUGCAAUUCUAAUUGGGGUCGGAACCGUCCUUGCAGACAACCCAGGAUUGAACUGCAGGUUGCAAGGUGCCGGUGGCUAUGGCGGCCUUGGAAGGAUGUGGCAGCCGCGGCCAGUCGUAGUCGAUCCUCUGGGCAGGUGGCCGGUGCAUCCUGACUGUAGGAUGCUACGAACGGCGGUCGAAGGAAAAGGAUAUGGGGGCGACUAUCUACGUAUUAUGGAAUACCAUCAGAAUUGGCGACUGCGUUGGGAACCCAUCCUACGAGCUCUUGCAUCAGAAGGUAUCAAGAGUGUGAUGAUUGAGGGAGGUGGGAGGGUCCUAAGUGAGCUGCUGAACCCCGAAUACACCGAGUUUAUUGACUCAAUCAUUGUCACCAUUGCACCGACGUACCUUGGAUCUGGCGGAGUUGGUGUCAGCCCAGAUUCAAAGCGCGAUGCGCAAGGCAAGCCCAACGCGGCACUCAAUCCUAGAGACGUGAAGUGGGUUCCCAUGGGACAGAAUGUCAUCAUGUGUGGAAAGAUCCGUACUGCUCCUCCUCCACCAGAGGUAAACCAUCCUCUCGCUUAA
This is a messenger RNA of Aspergillus calidoustus, 1836 nucleotides long. The record is from the annotation of a GenBank genome assembly. NCBI's taxonomy places the organism in Eukaryota, Fungi, Ascomycota, Eurotiomycetes, Eurotiales, Aspergillaceae.